Molecule: messenger RNA, 1474 nt
Organism: Aspergillus ochraceoroseus IBT 24754
Lineage: Eukaryota; Fungi; Ascomycota; Eurotiomycetes; Eurotiales; Aspergillaceae
Product: cyclin-dependent serine/threonine-protein kinase phoA
Exons: 3
Coding region: 34-1206 (390 amino acids)
Biological process (GO): protein phosphorylation
Cellular component (GO): cytoplasm; nucleus
Molecular function (GO): cyclin-dependent protein serine/threonine kinase activity; ATP binding
Source: RefSeq, a predicted model, not a curated record
GACUGGAAUGGAUCUAAUCAGCGCCAAACGGACAUGGAUUCUCGCAAUUCCAGUGCUUUCAGACCUGCCACGGACCUCCGAUCACAGCGCUUGACUGCUUCGUCCUAUCUCGACGUUAUCUCGACUCUUGCGUCUCCAAAAUCCUUCCUGUUCAACAACUCUCACGGCACAACCCCUCCUCCUCGUCCUCCUCAACCCCAUCGCUGGCCGACGACGAUGGACAAGGCGCACCAACCCAGCUCGUUUCAGCAGCUGGAAAAGCUCGGAGAAGGAACAUAUGCCACCGUUUUUAAAGGGCGAAAUCGCCAGACAGGCGAGCUGGUAGCGCUGAAGGAAAUUCAUCUCGAUUCCGAGGAAGGAACGCCGUCCACCGCCAUUCGAGAGAUUUCUCUGAUGAAGGAAUUGAAACAUGAGAGCAUCGUAUCCCUCUACGACGUAAUCCACACGGAAAACAAGCUCAUGCUUGUCUUUGAAUAUAUGGACAAGGACUUGAAGAAAUACAUGGAUACCCGAGGCGAUCGGGGCCAACUGGACCAAGCAACCAUCAAGUCAUUCAUGCACCAACUCAUGAACGGCAUUGCCUUCUGCCACGAUAACCGGGUGCUCCACCGAGAUCUCAAGCCGCAAAACCUCUUGAUCAAUAAAAGGGGACAACUAAAGCUCGGGGAUUUCGGCCUUGCGCGUGCCUUUGGCAUCCCCGUCAACACCUUCUCUAAUGAAGUCGUGACUCUCUGGUACCGUGCUCCCGACGUCCUUCUGGGCAGCAGGACCUACAACACGAGCAUUGACAUCUGGUCUGCUGGGUGCAUUAUGGCGGAGCUCUACACGGGCCGGCCCCUGUUCCCGGGAACCACGAACGAGGACCAACUGCAGAAGAUUUUCCGUCUUAUGGGCACGCCCUCCGAGCGAACCUGGCCUGGCAUCUCGCAGCUUCCGGAAUACAAGCCCAACUUCCAUGUGUAUGCAACACAAGACUUGGGCAUCAUUCUCCCCCAGAUCGACCCUCUCGGUCUGGAUUUGUUGAACAGAAUGCUCCAAGUACGACCGGAAAUGCGCAUCAGUGCUCAUGAUGCCCUCCAGCACCCAUGGUUCCAUGACCUCCCUCAGCUCCAGGCCCAGUUGCAACAGCAGCAACAGCAGCAGCAGCAGCAGCAACAGAUGGCGGGAGGGUACGGAGGAAUGGUUCCGCCGCAACAGCCGUACUAAAUUGUGACAUACCGGGAUUUUCUUUCUGUUUCCCUUUGCCUGCAUUUAUUCAUCUUCCUUUUUUUUGCCUUGGAGGUUCAUGAGUUUAUUUUUGUUCCAAAGACAUAACAAGAGACCUAGUUUUAGAUAGGAGCGCGGCGUUUAAGACAUGAGAUAGGGUAACGAACUCUUGUUUCUUUUUUUUUUUCCUUUCUGUUUCUUGUGGAAUAUGUGUGAGCUAGAGGAUAAUCAAAAAGAACCAGCCUGAUCAAUAUAAUUAUUAUCAUUC